AUGAGACAGCGAUUCUGCGUGCAUGGUCUACGAGCAUUGGUAAGAGCAGUCGCCAAGGCCUGCCAACAAUGUCGUAAUCGACGAGCUACUCCAAACCCGCCGGAAAUGGGCAGGCUACCAGCGGAGCGUCUAUCAGCAUUCACUCACCCAUUCGCAUUCACGGGCGUCGACUACUUUGUGCCCUUUGACGUGGUGGUUGGACGACGGCAUGAAAAGCGUUGGGAAGUCGUGUUUACCUGCAUGACCAUACGAGCGGUACAUAUUGAGAUUUCGCCCUCACUCUCGACCGACUCAUUUCUCCUAGUAUUGAAAAUGUUCAUAUCCAGACGGGGAGUUCCCCGGCAAAUCAUUUCGGACAACGGCACAAAUUUCCGAGGUACUAGUCGCAUAUUGGCCGAUGAGAUCGAAAGGCUGUCAUCUGACGCGCUGGUGAGAAAACACCCUGAAAUCGAGUGGGCCUUUAUACCACCAGCCGCACCCCACAUGGGCGGCGCGUGGGAGCGCAUGAUCCGAACGGUGAAGGCUGUACUGAUGGAUAUAUUACCAAAGAGUUUUUUACGCGAAGAGGUGCUGAGAGCGGCGCUAGCCGACGUCGAAAAUAUCAUAAAUAUGCGACCCCUUACUUACAUUCCGCUGGAUUCGUAUGAGUGUGAAGCUUUAACGCCAAACCACUUUCUCCUAGGCAAUUCAAGCGGCAUACGCGAAAAGGAUGACUUCGAUGCGGGUAUGCCUACGUUGAGCGAGAACUUCCGUGCCGCUGGCGACUUAGCUGAUCGAUUUUGGAGACGAUGGAUACGCGAGUACCUACCGGGCCUAACCAGACGCGCGAAAUGGUUUGAAAAUCCACAAGCACCCAUUGCUCCAGACGACGUCGUCAUCAUUGUUGAUGAAAAUGCGAAACGGAAUAGGUGGACAAAAGGAAGAGUGCUGGAUGUCAUAGGCGGUAGCGAUAGGCAAAUCAGAAGUGCAGUAGUGAAGACGUCUAGUGGUUUAGUGACUCGCCCCGUGGUGAAACUUGCGCGCCUAGAUCUGAAAUCAGUGAACCCCACGGCGGAGCAUGGAGUUCGCGGAGGGGGGAAUGUUAGCGCGCAAUAA
Messenger RNA from Rhagoletis zephyria (snowberry fruit fly), 1095 nucleotides. RefSeq lists its product as uncharacterized. Gene Ontology annotation, molecular function: nucleic acid binding. Gene Ontology annotation, biological process: DNA integration. Lineage: Eukaryota; Metazoa; Arthropoda; Insecta; Diptera; Tephritidae. The record is from RefSeq and is a predicted model, not a curated record.